This is a messenger RNA of Meloidogyne enterolobii, 2070 nucleotides long. NCBI's taxonomy places the organism in Eukaryota, Metazoa, Nematoda, Chromadorea, Rhabditida, Meloidogynidae. The record is from the annotation of a GenBank genome assembly.
AUGCAUGACUCUGAAAAAUUGUUAAAUGACAAUCAAGUUUUGGUUUCAACUUCAGUUCUAACAAAGCUUUUUAGAGAAAGUGAACAAUUUAGACGCAUUUCGACUCUUUUACUUUGGAAUGAAGAAUGUUCUCUUUUUUCUCCGACCGAUUUUAGCAGAAUCUCAAAUGAAGACGCUCUAAAACUUACAGAUACAGAAAAUAUUUAUGCUUCUACGAAAUUGCGGAAUCCCGUUCAUAUUGAUUCAAGAUUUGUUGAUCGACUUGUUGCAGAAGAUGAAGAAUCAAUAAAAACAUUAAACACUUUGCUAUUUUCGCUUAUUCGUUCAGGACGCUUAGAAGAAGCCAAAUCGUUACUGGAUAAUGUCGGCCUGCCUGCUUUGUCUAUUUUUAUUUUAAUUUGUGAAUUUCUUACAAAUCAAAAACUUACACCUUUGGAUCGUUUUGAAGAUAAUUUUAUUUUGGCACAGUCUCGACUUUAUUUUAAACAAAUGGCUCGUGAAUUAAUUCCUUUGGAAGGUAAAGGCCGUGUUCAAGCAUCUGAUCAAUGUAUUUGGGCAACAAUUGCCGGACAUUUACCGACGCUUUUUAAUUACGCUAAUUCUUCAGAGGAUCGUCUUUGGGCUCUUCUAAGCUGUGCAGUUGAGGCAAUUUUAGAUAAUUCACUUGCCAAUUUACAUUCAACAAAUGAUGGAAGAAUAGGUUUAAUAUUCAAUGAUUUGUCAGUUGAGAAUGAAGAUGUUCCAAAAGAUAUUCAUUCAAUAUUUAAACAAAUUCAAAUAAAUGAUAAAAACCCUUAUUAUGCUCUUUUUGAAUUUUUAUCUCUUGAAGAUUGGCCAUCAGUAGCCAAAUAUAUUGGUACUUAUUUAAAUGAUAAUCAGUCACAAAAAACAGCAAAUGAGCUUCGUUACUUUAUUCAUCUUCUGCUUUUAUUAAAAUUUUCUGAUCGUUUGCCCUCAAAUUUGGAAUGUGUUUUGGUUAAUUUAAUAGAGAAUUACUCAUCAAUAUUAGUUCAAAUGAAGCUAAAUCCUCUUGUUCCUUUUUAUUUAUUUCAUUUGCCUCAAAAAGAACAAUCAUUUGAAAAAAUGUUAAAUUUUCUUGAAGGCAUCACAUUUGAGCCAGAACAGAAUGAAAUUUUGGAUAAUGCUCAAAAUGUCGGUUUUGACGUUCCUCAACUUUGCACAGAACUUUUUCAACGAUUUAAACAAAAAUAUAAAUUAAACGUUGACAAAGAUGGCGAACAAAGAAAUUUGGUCAAAUCUGCAAAUGAGAUGUUACGAGCUUGGAAAUGGUUGACAUUUUGUGGUACUGAAACCAUUUGGGAUGCUAUUAUUGAGGCAAAUUAUUUACUACGCAAAUUUUUUUUGUACAACAGAAUGGAUGAAGCUAUGGAACUAAUAAGAAUGGUCCCGGAGACUUUAAGUGAUGAUGCCAUUGAUUGUUUUCAAAAAAAAUUCCAAGACAUGGAAGUACCUGUUCGCCUUCUUGAUGCUAAAUAUGAAUUUGAAUGUUAUCAAUUUUAUUUUGAAGCAAUUAAUAGAUAUGAUGAAUGGCAAAAACAAAUGGAAGGAGAUCAGGCACCAGAAAUUCCUCAAAAACUAAGUGAUGAACGUUGGGCACGAUUGGACAUUCGUCGGAGAACAGAAUAUGAAUUGAGUGUUAGGCGAGCACAUGAUUGUUUGCAGAAGUAUUAUCGCCUUGUUGAACUCUAUAAAAAGAGGGUAGUGGAAAUGUUGGAGCAUAUUUUAAAAGCGCCCAAUGGUUGGCUUGUUGCAUCACCAUUAGAAAAUAGUGAUGAUGCUGAUCCAGAGAAACAAAUUUUUACUUUUUUAAUUUAUAAAUUUUCGGUGGUUGAACGAUCUCAUGAUUUCAUGGAAAUUCGAAAGAACUUUAUAGCAAAUCUUUUGGAAUUGCUUGUUGAUAUUCAUACACGAUCAGAUGAACCAAUGAAGGUGCUUGAAGUUGGAAAAUUGCUGUUUGAUCCAACAUUUUGUUUAUACAAAGUUCUGACGAAGGAUAAAUUGCAGAAAUUAUUUGUUCUUAUUUCCAAAUCUGGAGCAGCGCUUCUUUAA